Scatophagus argus is the source of this 1765-nucleotide messenger RNA. Its product is annotated as dr1-associated corepressor. Gene Ontology annotation, biological process: positive regulation of transcription by RNA polymerase II; negative regulation of transcription by RNA polymerase II; transcription by RNA polymerase II. Gene Ontology annotation, cellular component: nucleus; negative cofactor 2 complex. The record is from RefSeq and is a predicted model, not a curated record. The transcript is spliced from 7 exons. Lineage: Eukaryota; Metazoa; Chordata; Actinopteri; Scatophagidae. Gene Ontology annotation, molecular function: protein heterodimerization activity; transcription coactivator activity; transcription corepressor activity. The coding region runs from base 331 to 723 and encodes 130 amino acids.
GUUUUCACUAUUUUCAGGUUUGCUCCUGCUGAAGGUAAACAAAUGGACUUAGCGGCGGUUUGCGGUAAAAACAUGAAAAAUGUGAUCGAAGAUCGCGGAUUAAAGCGAGUAAAAUGCCCAGACAGAAGAGAAGAUAUACUGUACGGUUCCCUCCUCAUGGAGUGUACCCGCCGCUUUCACGGGCUGUCGAAAAUCUGGCCCUCGCCUUCCUGACAAAGUGGUAAACUCUACGCCUGUCAAGCGUGUUUUCAGCGGUUUUUCUCAGUGAGGACAACACGGAGGUUGAGUUAACAGCUUGUAGUAGAACUAAAGAGUCGCAUCAAAAAGAUCAUGCAGAAGGACGCAGAGGUGGGGAGGAUUGCCAUGGCGGUUCCUGUGAUCAUCUCUCGGGCCCUGGAAAUGUUCCUGAAGUGUCUGCUGACCAAAACCUGCCUGAUAACUCAGUCAAAGCUCAGCAGCGUCGUGUCUGUCGCUCAUAUGAAGCAAUGCAUCGAGUCAGAGGAGCUCUUUGACUUCCUCAAGGGCCUGGCGGAGCGAGCCACGUCUACGGCAGCCCAGAAGGACAACAGAGGGAUGGGCAUGUGGCCGUUGUACAGGACCACACGACAUGAAACUUCUGCUAAAAAAGCGUCUGACGUGGUGGAGACGGCGGCGCGGUCGAGGCUCGACUCCGUGGACAUCGACUCCACGUCCAGCGAGUCGGAGCUUUUCAUCUGCUUGUGACGGCGACCGUUCGGCCAGAGGAAGGAGCUGCAGCACAUCCGUUCAUCCUGUCACUUCUGUUUCAGAGUUUCUCUUUGUUUAAACUCGCCCGGGUCACCGUUUUGGUGGGUGUUGUUGUUUUAGGGGGAAAAAAAAACAUUUGAGUUACACAUUUAAGAGCUUCGCCUGCCAGCUUUUCUAUUUUCUUUGGAAGAAAAGUUUAGUAUUGAAUCCCUUUUUGUUUGUACCAGAUGGGCAUUAGAACGGAGAAAAUACGGACUUCAGACUUUUCAAGUCUAAAGCUUUUUUGUGGUUCAAGCUGUUUGCUUCAAAUUUUUGUUUUGUAGUUGAAUUGAAAAUAAACGUUUGCCCUGAUUGAUGGCUAAGACGUCACGUCUCCCAGUUUGUUACGCAUCACCGAGUCUCCGCUUGCUUUCUUUCAAGCAUUUAAUUUUGAAGCACUUGUAGAUGGACGUCUUAAAGACAGUAAACAUUCAUGUUAAAUGUGAUCGAACUGCAAAUAAACGAGUUCAUUUCAGCGCCUGUGAUUUGACAGAUUUAAUGCGAAGAAGAUAAAAGAUGUGCUCACAUAAAUAAAAACAAAUAAAGAGCAUACAGGUUUUGGUUUAUUCCAACCAACUCGGAUUUUUUACAUCAUGAAGGAAUGAAAUGAUGAAUAAAUAGAUGCAUUUUGUUCUGCAAACUGUUUACUGGAAAUGUACAUUUUGAAGCCAAAUAUAGCAAAACGUCUCGAGAUGCUACGCCAGCUACCUGCACAAGGAACCGAACCUUUUCAUGUUGCGACACCGACUGAACGUUGGUGUUCGUGCUGAAGGUCUGAUCUGAUCACAGACAGGCAGACGCUGAAACCGUGCAUGAAAUCAGGUCUCCAAUACAGUACGGUAAAGCUAUAAGUGACAAACUUCACGAGUAAAGCUGAGAUCCAGUAGUCAUUCCUCCCUCCGGCAGUUUGAAAUUAGAAACUAAACAUGCAUGUCUGCUCAAAGCAUCUUCACUACAGUUACACUUGAAAAGAGUAAAAUAAGUAAAAAAAAAAAAAAAA